UUCACAUUAUCUUCCACAUCUCAUAAGCCAGAUCACCCACAGAGGAACUAAUUUCUUUUCAGAAGACAGAAUGAAUAAAUCCUCCUGUACUCGCAUCAGCUUUGACUUUGAACACAGAUUCCUGCCUCCUGUUUUCAUCUUAGUCUUCAUCAUUGGUCUGCUAGCUAAUGGAUGGGGAUUGAAGUCUUUGCUGCAGAAAUGGAAGAAACUGGGUAUCGUUAAUGUGUUUGUUCUCAAUCUUGGACUUGCUGAUAUUCUGUACCUGCUCACACUCCCCUUUUUGGUGGUGUACUACUUUAUGAAGAGCAAGUGGAUCUUUGGAGACGCAUUCUGCAAGAUAACACGAUUCUGCUUCAACCUGAAUUUAUAUGGCAGCAUUGGGUUCCUUACAUGUAUAAGUGUGUACAGGUACCUGGCUAUUGUCCAUCCAAUGAGAGUGAUGGGAAGAAUAACGGUCACUCACUCUGUGGGGAUCUCAGUCAUGGUUUGGUUCUUGGUGAGCGUUCAAAGUCUUCCGGACAUGUUCUACAGCAAAACAUUUGGAAACAAGCCUGGGAAAUGUUAUGAUACUACCCAUAAGAUAUAUGUGGAUGAUUACCUGAAAUACAGCCUUGGAUGGACAUUCACUGGGUUUUGUAUCCCAUUGCUCAUCACACUGGGCUGCUAUGGACAUGUGAUUGUCAUUCUCUGCAGCACAAAUACCACUGACAAGGUACUGAAACAGAGAUGCUUAAAGUUGUUGUUCAUUCUGAUUCUUCUCUUCUCUGUUUGUUACAUCCCCUAUCAUGUACUGAAGAACCUCAACCUCUGGUCAAGAGUUCUGCAAAAACAGAAGAUAUGCCGUAAAUGGUCUAAUGGAGUCUACAUUGCUCAUCAGAUAAGUCGUGGCCUUGUGUGUCUGAACAGUGCUCUCAACCCUCUGGUUUACCUCCAUGGAAAUGAAGAUAUUCCUGCUCAGCUCAGACAGCUGCUCCAGCAAGCUCGUCGGAUGUCCGGCCGGUUGUUUCGGUCAAACUCCGGCUCUGUGCCUGUGGCUCAAACUGCAGAUGAAGUUCACCAAGAGUUAGGAUUUUAACAUGAACUAUAGUAAUAAAUAUAUAGCUAUCAUCACAACUACUACUGUGAAUUGAUUACAAUGUAAAUUAAAUCUUCAGUCUUUUUCUUAUGAGUUGCUUUCUUUGCCUAAAAAAAUAGUUUUGCUGUACAUCUGUGCUGUGAUCUUAGUGUUUCAUGAUGUGAUAACCAUAUGCUAAGUCAUCCAAAUAAAGGAAGUUAAG
Messenger RNA from Perca fluviatilis (European perch), 1277 nucleotides. RefSeq names its product P2Y purinoceptor 1-like. Lineage: Eukaryota; Metazoa; Chordata; Actinopteri; Perciformes; Percidae. Gene Ontology annotation, biological process: G protein-coupled receptor signaling pathway. The transcript has a single exon. Bases 71 to 1075 code for a protein of 334 amino acids. Gene Ontology annotation, cellular component: membrane. Gene Ontology annotation, molecular function: neuropeptide receptor activity. The record is from RefSeq and is a predicted model, not a curated record.